This is a messenger RNA of Lingula anatina, 2627 nucleotides long. RefSeq lists its product as uncharacterized. Lineage: Eukaryota; Metazoa; Brachiopoda; Lingulata; Lingulida; Lingulidae. Gene Ontology annotation, molecular function: G protein-coupled peptide receptor activity. The record is from RefSeq and is a predicted model, not a curated record. Gene Ontology annotation, cellular component: membrane.
UUCAAAUAAUCCUGGAUCCGCCCCUGUACUAGCUACGAAGUUUCACGUCUUUCACCUGUGUCACGCUAGCACACAGUGCUGAUAUCACAGUGAUGUCAUCACAUAUGGUUCAUAUUAUCAGAGAUCGAAAGUAGUACUAGAAGUGAUAACGCAAGCAAGCCCUUACGUGCUACGGGGUCGCUGGGAAUUCGAAAAAUAUUCCGUGGAAGUCAAAUUUACAAGAGCAAAUAAAAGGUGACCUUUUCCGACGUCGACAAGAUGGAACAUUGGAACUGGAUGAGAAAACAAUUUGUGAUCACAGUUAUAAUACUACAGUGCGUGUGUCACGGGUAUGUUGAUGAUGAUGUUUAUUUGGAGCUGGAGAUGGAAAAUAAUGCGACAGAUCUAGACUCGUACUGCACUUCGCCUCGUGACAAAACUUUACCGGACCCUGACUGGGGAAACUGCACCCCAAAACCCGAGGACUAUCUUCGUUGUGUAUACUAUAGAACCAAUGCCUCGGCUACGUCUGCCGUCAUUCGCAAACACUACCUAAAUAGGACCGAUGCUGCAGCGUCAGACUAUGUGCUUCUCGUUGGUCGGCCGCUCAUUUAUUGUAUUGGACUGGUUUGCAAUAUUCUGUCCAUUUGUGUUUUCUCCCAAAAAGAGCUCCGCCAAGUUGCGACCUGUCAGUUCAUGAUUGCAAUAGCAGUGUUUGACAUUAUAACUAUUAUGAACGGAUUUUUUAUUGGACUGAAUACGAGCUCCUCGUACCAGUUAUGACUUCACAUGUGGCUCUGUGUAAAAUCUCCGUUUUUACAAUUUACUGUGCACCAGAAAUAAGUGCGAUCACGCUGACCGUCAUGAGCGCCGAGAGACUUAUGAGAAAGUUGAACACUCCCGCUCACGAAAGAUGGUUCUCUAUAAGAAGAACCCGUUUGUACAUCGUGGCUAUUGUUUUGACUAUGGUGCUCCUUAACAUCUACAUCUUUGUCUCCGACAUUUAUUUUGAGGAAUGUUGUGAGAGGAUUUGUUGGAAUAUAUAUCAUGAUGGAACUCACGUACUGGACCUUCAUGAGAAAAACUGCAGAGAACACAUAGAAAAUGACUGUGGUCAUACGGGUGCGCUUGCCUUCUUCAAGGUCUACAGAUGGGUGGCUCUUUCAAUAUACUGGAUCUUGCCAUUUGUUGGGUUGCCUGUCAUCAACGGAUGGUUAUUGUACGAAUUAUGGAAGGAGCGCCAACGACGUAACAAUCAAGAAUGCAGGCCGAUCAUUCCCAUGCCAGACCUACCUGUUCAUGGCUCGGAAUACGAAGAGAGAGAUAAAGAAAUUACGAAAAUGUUAAUACUCGUGACUCUUUCGUAUUGGGUUAUGACAACAGGGUUUAACUUCAUGCAGGCGGGAAUAAUUGACGUGUACCACGCCUGCACCCCCGAUGAACUGGUUAGAAAUUCUACCAUCUAUUCGAUUUUUAUGCUUCUCUUUUACUUGAAUCAUGCGUCGAAUUUUUUUCUGUACUGCAUCAGUGCUAAACCGUACCGCGACGAAGUAAAAUGUAUGUUUGCGCGCGUAUACAGAGCUUUGUGUAAGAAAGCGUCAUACAUCAGAGUACGUUAUUCGAAAAACAAAAAUGAGGAGACAGACCCACAUUUAUGAACCUCACAGAACGAUUGGACAAGUUGACCAACUAAAAAGGGUUUAAUAUAGGACCGCUAAACUUGUCGGCAAAUCCUGUAUUUUAUCAGCAUUUCAGCUUAAAAAGAUUCACAAUUUGUACUUGUAUUGGGUACGUUUAGUCGUAAGUGGUACAUAAUUAAUAUACAUUAAUUUGCAUAUAAUAAAAUAAUAUAGAGUACAAAUGUAAACUUACUAUGCCCCUACGCACAACACCAUCCAAUGACGUAUUGUAGUGGAUAAAUUUUACAUAUCUGGCAUUUCAAUAUUAUCUUACACCUAUCAAGUAGUAGUCCUGUAAACAUGGCACAUUUUAGUUAUUUGAUGCUCACCAAUCACACAACUAGUUUCACUUUGGCAUAGAAAACUAGUAUGCUUUAAUUUUAAACAACUGUAACCAAUAUGCAAUCAUAUACGACAGUGAAAAUGCAUCAUAAAUUGCCCUCUCUUACGAAGACAAUAUGUUUGUUCUAAAAAGUUUAUUUGUCAGUUUAACAUUAUAUAAAAAAUUAGUAAUACUUAACAUUUAUGAAUUUCAGGAAAUACUGCUAACAAGAUCUUUAUUUGUAGUUAUAAAUAAAUUUUUACUAUAAUUUCCUUAUUGUAUUAGAGAACCAAGGAAGUUAUUUGCUAAUGUGGCAUUUAGCUUUGUAAAAGUUGGCAAAACUUUUGAAAUAGUCUCAAAGGAAAAUAUGCGCUUGGUUAGGUAGAUUUAAGGUAUGUUAAUUUAUAUUGGAAAUCUUUUUUCAAUAUUGUAAUUUUGUUGUAGAGUGCAAAUUCGUUUUUCUUCAAUUAUUAAAAAUGUUUAUUUAUAUUAUUCAAUAUUCUUAGUAUCUAUCAAUUUACUUGGAUAAAAAUGGAAUGUGUACCUAUACAUACUAUUACACUGAAACAACCUGCACGAAAAUGCAGUAGUAUCGAAGUAGCAAAGAAGCAUUAAUGCAGUAGUUGUGUGGAGCAUAUUUUCAGUAG